AUGGCGUGGAUGGACGAAAAGGGUCGUAGACACUUUGUAUCACAACCAGCAGGCUCAGGAAUCAAGUGCGGACCGCCACGUAGCUAUAGCGUAAAAGAAGGUGCCAGCAUGCCAGUUCAUGAUGAUGAUGAUGAUGGUGAGAAUCAAAUUGAAGAGGGUGAUUUUGAAAGACGACAGUCAAAGCAUGCAAUGAAGGGGAGUCGUCAAAUGGCGUGGAUGGACGAAAAGGGUCGUAGACACUUUGUAUCACAACCAUCAGGCUCAAGAAUCAAGCGCGGACCGCCACGUAGCUAUAGCGUAAAAGAAGGUGCCAGCAUGCCAGUUCAUGGUAGCAUUGAUCCGUAUAUGUUUCCGUCUAAACAAAAGUCAGUAAAAGGCAUGUUCUCAGGUGAGAACUUGAAAAAGUUGGGAAAAGCUAUUUUGAAGUUCUUCCUCUUCAAUGCAAUACCAUUCAAUGCAACUGAUAGUGGCCCUUACUAUUAG
This is a messenger RNA of Ilex paraguariensis (yerba mate), 483 nucleotides long. The record is from the annotation of a GenBank genome assembly. Lineage: Eukaryota; Viridiplantae; Streptophyta; Magnoliopsida; Aquifoliales; Aquifoliaceae.